UUCAACAAUAAUUUGUUUGAAUUUUACGUCAUGUGAUCAUCAUUCAAACAAUAUAAUUAUUAAUAAUAAUCAUAAUUUAGAUGAUUUUCAAUCACAACAAAAUAUGAUGAUGAAUAAUCAGGUAAACAAUCUAGUCAUUAUUCGUUUAUAUCAUGCAUUCAAUUCAGAUGAGAAUUAUCAAUAUCGUGGCCUUCUAACCAUACAGAAUAAUGUUCCAAUUAUAAAACAAGAUUCAAUCAAUGAUGAACAAUUAAAAUUGUUACAAGAAUCAUCCAAAAAUGGUGACAAUUAUUAUCUGAAAGCAGAAGCUUAUCAAACAUUGGUUUUUGAACAUGAAAAACCAUAUCAAAUUUCCAAAACAUUUAUACCUGCGUGUGCAUUAUUGGAAUCAUCAUUAAAUGAUCAGCUAUGGAUAUCAUUAGAUGUUAAUUCUCGUUUCGUAUAUUUAAUGGCAAAUAUACCAAACGUAUAUUGUACUUCGUCAUCGUCAUUGCAAUCAUCAUUUGAUAAUUUAUCAUCAAAAUCAUUCAAUACAACUGUUUUAUAUAGUAAAACUGUCAUUUCUGCAGGUGCUGAUGAUCCAGAUAAACAUCGUACCUUGAAUGAAUUGAUUGAAUCACGUGGAUUCGAGGUUGAAGAACAUUCUAUUGAAACAAAUGAUGGUUAUAUUCUUUUAGCUCAUCGUAUUGUUUGGCCAAAAAAUAGUUCAAUAAAUCAAAAAGAUCUGAAACCUGUACUAGUUCAACAUGGUUUAUUUGGUGCAUCAUCAGAUUUUUGUAUAAAUUCACCAUUUUUACGUACAAAACAAUCAAAAUAUGGUGAUACAAUUGCAUUUGCAUUAAUGUUAACCCGAAAAUAUGAUGUUUGGCUGGCUAAUUCACGCGGUAAUCGUUAUUCACGUCGUCAUCGUACACGUUCACCAUCGAAUCGUAAUUUUUGGCAAUUUACCUGGGAUCAUAUGGCAACUGAAGAUUUACCUGCCACUAUUAAUUAUGUUCGUAAUGCAACUGAACGUAAAACUAUUGCCUAUAUCGGUUGGUCACAGGGAACAGCCAUAAUGUUUACAUUGAUGAGUUUACAACCAGAAUAUGCUGAUAUUAUACAACCAUUUAUUGCAUUGGCACCGAUAACAUUCGUUAAAGAUAUUGAAUCACCGAUGCGUUAUUUUUCACCAAUGGAACCAUUAUUGAAAAUAAUUGGCGGUGAAUUUAUACCAUCGAAUGCAUUGGUGGAAAAUCUUGUCGAUAAAUUCUGUCAAUAUUCAGAUAUUCGUCCACUUUGUGCUGAUCUAAUUUUUUUGUUUGGUGGUUUUGAUCGAAAAAAUCUAAAUGAAACACGUAUCGGUGUUUAUCUACAUUUUACUCCGUCAACAACAUCAACAUGGGAUGUUGCACAUUGGGCACAAUUAGUUAAUCGUGGCCGUUUUCAACGUUUUGAUUAUGGUUCAGCUGCACGCAAUCAAAAACAUUAUAAUCAAUCAACAGCACCGGAUAUUCCAUUGGAAAAUAUUCCACCACAAGCAAAAAUUGCAUUAUAUCAAGGACAUAAUGAUGUUCUGUCCACUGAAUUGAAUCUAAAUCUUUUGAAAAAUAUUUUCAAAAAAUCUGGUGUAAAAUUAAUUCGUGAUUUUUAUAUUUCCGAUCCAAAAUGGACACAUUUAGAUUUUAGUUUUGGAGAAAAUGCUGGCAAAUUUUUUAUCAACGAUAUGAUUGAUACAUUGAAUCAAUAUGCUAAAUAAUAAUUUGUUUUUUGA
Molecule: messenger RNA, 1753 nt
Organism: Dermatophagoides pteronyssinus (European house dust mite)
Lineage: Eukaryota; Metazoa; Arthropoda; Arachnida; Sarcoptiformes; Pyroglyphidae
Gene: EMC10
Product: ER membrane protein complex subunit 10
Source: RefSeq, a predicted model, not a curated record